Messenger RNA from Cyprinus carpio (common carp), 2489 nucleotides. It is a transcript of the gene slc35a3b, whose product is annotated as solute carrier family 35 member A3b. Gene Ontology annotation, biological process: pyrimidine nucleotide-sugar transmembrane transport. Bases 808 to 1878 code for a protein of 356 amino acids. The record is from RefSeq and is a predicted model, not a curated record. Gene Ontology annotation, cellular component: Golgi membrane. The transcript is spliced from 9 exons. Gene Ontology annotation, molecular function: UDP-galactose transmembrane transporter activity. Lineage: Eukaryota; Metazoa; Chordata; Actinopteri; Cypriniformes; Cyprinidae.
AUAAAUGGGUAAAACCUUGUGGUUUGAUUGUUCAUGUCAAGGAUUAGUAAAGAUUUAAAAAGACAGUGAAUUUGUUUUUGGGGCCUGCACUGUAAUCCUUAAACAGAGUGUUCUAAUGUCAUCUAAUGAUUCUUUUUCUAAAUAUUCCUGACAAGAUUUAUAAAGCAGGAUGUGUUUAGGAAAAUCUUUUGUGUGUUUGGAUGUUUCAUGAAUCGUUCAUAGGCAAAAUUGUCAUGUGUUCACAUUAUAUGCUUGUCUUUAUGACUGAGGCCUCUGGAGGUGGCGGGGGGCAUCUCAAUGGACAGGAGCUGAGGAGUUGUCCUCCUGCACACAGAGCAGGAUUGUGUGGUUCACCCCCCUCACCGUAGCCUCAGAGCUGCAUAAGGCCUCCUGUGUGUGCUGUGCGCUCCUCCUCUGGCCAGAUUUCUCAAUCACACCCAAACCUUCUGUUUGCCAAGUCAUAUUUUUCACUGAUGCAAAUCCAUUGAAUUGAAACUUCCAGCUCCUUUUUCAAUGACCUUGAGACUCCAUUUGUCUUAAUCACUGUGCUUUUUUCAGCUGGCAGUGUGCAAAUAGUUGUUUUCCUUUGUGAAAGCAAAACUGCAUAAAAAUAUAGGAUUACAACAUCAUAUCACAUCCUCCUUCCAUCCGGCUGUUAGCCAGUGGGAGUGGCUCAUGUUGGCCUCUUUGCUCUUUACUCAAGUCUGAUGCAUGCUUUCUCAGUACCUACAGUGAAAGGAUACUGUAUCUGCUGAAACACAGCUGCUCAGAAAUACUGAAGGCAAACUCAGCAAUGACUCCGCUGUGAUGGUUUUAACUGGGACUAAACAAGGACACUCGUCCCUUUCCCCUGUCUCUGUAUCAUCGGAGGUGUCCAGUAUUUCCAUGUCGUCCACCUCAUCACGACUGAAGUAUGUUUCUCUGGGGGUGCUGGUACUGCAGACCACCUCCUUGGUGCUGACAAUGCGUUACUCACGUACUCUGCAGUCCGACGGGCCGCGCUACCUGGCGUCGUCUGCCGUAGUGUGCGCUGAAGUCCUAAAGAUUGCUGCAUGCAUGCUGCUUGUCUUCAGAGAACACAGUUUCAGUGUUCGUGCACUGAAUCGGGUGUUGAAGGAGGAAAUAAUCAACAAGCCUCUGCUAACGCUGAAGUUGGCCAUUCCCUCAGGUAUCUACACCCUGCAGAACAACCUGCUCUACGUGGCUCUGUCAAAUCUAGAUGCAGCUACCUACCAGGUUACGUAUCAGCUGAAAAUUCUCACUACAGCGCUGUUCUCCGUGUCCAUGUUGGGCAAAAGUCUUGGCAUUUACCAGUGGCUCUCACUAGUCAUUCUGAUGACUGGAAUUGCACUCGUCCAGUGGCCAACUGAAGGUACAUCCAGCACCAAGCAGGAGGACCUGACCGCCGGCUCUCAGUUGAUGGGUCUGCUGGCUGUGCUUGUGGCCUGCUUCUCCAGCGGAUUUGCUGGCGUGUAUUUUGAAAAGAUCCUCAAAGAGAGCAAGCAGAGCGUCUGGAUCCGUAAUAUUCAGCUAGGUUUAUUUGGACUGAUUUUUGGACUUGGGGGAGUGUUUGCGUACGACGGAGAAAGAGUGCAGGAGAAAGGACUCUUUCAAGGGUACAAUCAUGUGACGUGGACUGUGGUGGCUCUUCAGGCUUUGGGUGGGUUAGUCAUUGCAGCUGUCAUCAAAUAUGCAGAUAACAUCCUGAAGGGCUUUGCCACAUCCAUCUCAAUCAUUCUGUCCACCCUCAUCUCUUAUUUCUUGUUGGAAGAUUUUGACCCUACUAGGGUGUUUUUCCUGGGUGCGAUGCUGGUUAUCGCUGCUACGUUUCUCUACGGGUAUGAGAGCACGCCUGCGGUCAAUCCUAGUAAGGUAUAGAAGACUGGACAUGAGAUGAUAAUGAUCAUCAGGAGGUGCUCUACUUCAGAUGAUCAUCUUGAGGAGGAAUAUGGCUUCGACAGAGAUACAGAAGAUGUAACUGAGAAAUGAUAGAGGGAGAUGAUGUGAGGUAUUUAUCAUAUUACAGAGAAGGAACCCCAUGUGAUGAAUUCUACCUUGCUCCAAGCCUUAGACAUACUGCAUGCAUCUCAACUUCCAAUGAAACUUUCCUUUGAAAGUGAUUUAAGGCGAAGCAUCAGGCAUGAAUAAAUGCUCUGUUAGACUUAAGAGUUAGUCGUUAUUAUUUUCUGUUAUAUAUCCAGACUGGAUAUCACCUCUUCGUUUCCAACCAAUCCAAUUCAAUGCAUAAUAAAACAAUACAGUUCACUAAAUUAAAAGCAUGCAAGUAAUGAAUAAAACUAUCAAGUAAUUUAUAAGUAUUAAUUUAGCAGUGUCUCAUGAAAGCAUUAGCCGCACACUUUAUACUGUAUGCAUGUUAGUUUGUUGGUCCCUCCACAGAACAGUUUACUCCAGAGAAAGAUGAAAGUAUUGAUGAAAAUAUGUUUUUUAUAUAUAUUUGUUUUUCACUUUGAUUUCCUAGAGCCUACUUU